Molecule: messenger RNA, 408 nt
Organism: Sphaeroforma arctica JP610
Lineage: Eukaryota; Ichthyosporea; Ichthyophonida
Exons: 2
Coding region: 1-408 (135 amino acids)
Source: RefSeq, a predicted model, not a curated record
AUGCUAGUCCGAGGUCAAGAUGAGGAAGGUGUAGAGGGAAAACGGCACUAUACCGUCCGACCACCAUUCGAUCGCGAGUUGGCGAACGUACAGAUGCAGAACAAGUUAGACAGUCAAAUACCAGACAGUUCGACGCUACUCUUAGACACAAGUACAACAACAACGGCAGCAAUUAGGCGAAAAUACAAACCGUGGAGACCGCCUGAAGUGAUCGCGGCGGGAAAGGCGGGAGGAAUGGCCAGGAGAGAGGAAAAGGUGAUGGUAAAAGCACUGAAGCAAAAUAAUAUCACAACAUAUAUUCAGCCUACUGCAGAAGCCGUCCAAUGCGCCACUUCCAACUUUUUCUUGCGAGACCGGAAGAUGUCACCUCGGAUCACUCAUGAGACCGAGGUAAAAGCACGCGCGUAA